This is a messenger RNA of Anisakis simplex (herring worm), 525 nucleotides long. The record is from the annotation of a GenBank genome assembly. Lineage: Eukaryota; Metazoa; Nematoda; Chromadorea; Rhabditida; Anisakidae.
AUGCUUCUGCUCGUGAUGCUAUUGGUAUCUUUCAAUGUCUUCGUUUCUGCAUAUCCUUCUGAACCUCCUCAACCCGAGCCGGAUUGUUCGUUACCACCUGUUAUUGGUGGGCUCGCAGGCGGAUACGAGAACGUCGAUCCAAACGAUCAAAGAGUUCAGAAUGUUAUCCCGGAUAUAAUGGGGACGAUCAACAAUCAAUCAAACAGCAUAUUCUUGCUUGUACCGGUCAAAGUGCUGGGUGCUCGAAUACAAGUUGUCGCCGGACUCAACAUAAAAGUUGAGAUGCUUGUGGCACAAUCCAACUGUUCCAAAGAGGAACCUUCGCUGGACUGUCAACCUAUCGAGGAUGGUAGUUUGAAGAAUCGAACUUCGAUCGCCACUGCUAAGGUGUUUGGUAUGUGGCCACAGGAAAAAAUCUAUCGAUUUCCAAAAGGAAGUCAGUCGAGUGACAAAAUGAGAGCUUUUACGGGUACACCGAUAUUAGAAAAUGUUUCCGAAGACUUUCAAGUUCGAGGACAGUGUUAA